Molecule: messenger RNA, 598 nt
Organism: Staurois parvus
Lineage: Eukaryota; Metazoa; Chordata; Amphibia; Anura; Ranidae
Source: the annotation of a GenBank genome assembly
GGAGAAGGAGCUCUGCUGAGUGCCCUGCCAGCAGCGACCCCUUUCCUCUGCCCUGCCAGCAGCGACCCCGGUCCUCUGCCCUGCCAGCAGCGACCCCGGUCCUCUGCCCUGCCAGCAGCGACCCCAGUCCUCUGCUCUGCCAGCAGCGACCCCAGUCCUCUUCUCUGCCAGCAGCAACCCCUGUCCUCUGCCCUGCCAGCAGCGACCCCUGUCCUCUGCCCUGCCAGCAGCGACCCCGGUCCUCUGCCCUGCCAGCAGCGACCCCUAUCCUCUGCCCUGCCAGCAGCGACCCCUAUCCUCUGCCCUGCCAGCAGCGACUCCUAUCCUCUGCCCUGCCAGCAGCGACCCCUGUCCUCUGCCCUGCCAGCAGCGACCCCUGUCCUCUGCCCUGCCAGCAGUGACCCCUGUCUUCAGCUCUGUUUCCUGUACACUGCCCUACAAACUUAUGGCCUCUGUACACUGUCCUACAUAAUGCUGACCCUGUUGUUUGCCCUGCUGACCCCUUGUACACUACUCUGCUGAUUUCCAAUCUUCUGCCCCCCUGACAUUUUUCACUGCACCCCUACCCUGCCCCCAGCCACACAUGUAAACAAUCCCU